Messenger RNA from Hypanus sabinus (Atlantic stingray), 1662 nucleotides. It is a transcript of the gene acaa2, whose product is annotated as acetyl-CoA acyltransferase 2. The coding region runs from base 161 to 1354 and encodes 397 amino acids. The record is from RefSeq and is a predicted model, not a curated record. Gene Ontology annotation, biological process: fatty acid beta-oxidation. NCBI's taxonomy places the organism in Eukaryota, Metazoa, Chordata, Chondrichthyes, Myliobatiformes, Dasyatidae. Gene Ontology annotation, molecular function: acetyl-CoA C-acetyltransferase activity. The transcript is spliced from 10 exons.
CUGAAUUAAUCACUAACUGUCUUCAAAAAUAUGUACUUUAUUUUCUAGCUCUGGUUUUGUUCUGUACUGAUUUAUUUACGGUGGUGAAACAGAAGCGGAUUGAAUGUGGUGUCCGGAGUGAAGGGCUUGCUGUGAAGACUGAGCUGGAAGUCGCAGUAAGAUGUCUCUGCUCAGAGGUGUAUUUAUUGUUGCUGCCAAACGGACUCCCUUUGGCACCUAUGGAGGAAAGCUAAAGGAUUACAGUGCCACAAAUUUAGCUGCCCAUGCUGCAAAGGCCGCAUUGGCUGCUGGGCAGGUCAGCCAGGAACUGGUGGACAGUGUUGUUGUUGGCAAUGUAAUGCAGAGUUCUUCAGAUGCUGCUUACAUUGCAAGACAUGUUGGACUACAAGUUGGAAUUCCGAUUUCCGUGCCGGCCUUAACAGUAAACAGACUCUGUGGAUCUGGUUUCCAGUCAAUCAUCACUGGAGCACAGGAAAUUUGCCUCAGAGAAGCUGAAGUUGUGCUUUGCGGAGGAUCAGAAAGCAUGAGUCAGUCUCCUUACGCUGUUCGAAAUAUCCGAUUUGGCACAAAGCUCGGGGUUGAUAUCAAGAUGGAGGACACCUUAUGGGCAGGACUGACUGACCUCCACAUUAAAACUCCGAUGGGUCUUACAGCAGAAAAUCUUGCUGAUCAGUAUGAAAUAAGUAGGAGUGAAUGUGAUGCUUAUGCAUUGAAAUCACAGCAGAGAUGGAAAGCGGCUCAUGAUGCUGGUUACUUCAAUGAAGAGAUGGCUCCCAUUGAUGUGAAAACAAAGAAAGGAAAGGAAUCUUUAGCACAGGACGAGCACCCAAGACCUCAGACCACAGCAGAACAGAUGGCCAAGCUACCAACUGUGUUCAAGGAAAAUGGCACUGUCACAGCAGCAAAUGCUUCGGGAGUGUGUGAUGGAGCUGCUGCAGUGAUAAUAGCAAGUGAAGAGGCAGUUCACAAACAUAAGUUGACGCCAUUCGCCAGGGUAAUGGCUUACCAUGUAUGUGGGUGUGAUCCAAGCAUUAUGGGAAUUGGUCCUGUAGCUGCUAUCAAUGGGGUUCUGAAGAAAGCAGGAUUAUCCUUGAAAGACAUGGAUCUAGUUGAGGUCAAUGAAGCAUUUGCCCCUCAGUUCUUGUCCGUGCAGAAGGCUCUGAACUUGGAUCCUGAAAACACCAAUGUAAAUGGAGGCGCUAUUGCAUUAGGACACCCUCUGGGGGCAUCAGGAACCAGGAUAACAGCUCAUCUGGUUCAUGAGCUCAGGCGCCGAGGAGGUAAAUAUGCAGUGGGUUCCGCGUGCAUUGGAGGUGGCCAAGGGAUCGCUCUCAUGAUUGAGAACAUGAAGUAAAAUCACACAAUAAAUAUUCAGCUACAGGAUCAAAGCCACUUUAUCAGGUGCUUGUCGCAGCCUCUGUUUCUGACAACCGUUCCUCCUCAAAUCUAACUUCAUCUCCUUUCAAAGAGUAUGCAACCAAAUUAUUUGUAAUUCUUUUCUUCGGGGGACAAAAAUUAGCAAUAAUUCAAAAGUGGAAAAUACCAGUGCAGGGAAUUGAACUGACAUCUUACUUAUAGCUAUGCAAGAAAAAAAUCAAAUGGAAAUUUUGUGAAAAGUAUAUAAUUGUUAAAAUAUGCCAAAUAAAUACUAAUCUUACUUAU